AUGCAGCACAACGGCCAUUUCGUCAGCAGUCGGUCACCGCCUGCACCUAAUACCAAGUCUAUCCAGCACCGGAUUCAACCCCAGGAUCAUGACCAGAGCCAGACUUACAGUCAGAACGACCAGGACUCUGACGACGGUAACCAGCUGCAGAGCGCCGACGAGAACGACCUCGAGCAGGACGACCAGGAUGCUACCCGUCUUGGGAAGCGCAAGAGACCCAUAUCUGUUUCUCGAAAUGGUGCACUGUGCGAGUACAAGGAACGUAAAAAGCCCGGCCUUCGCGCCGGCUACGGACGCGAGCUGGAGCAACGUUUGGACAAGCUUGAGGAGAUCCUCAGGUCCCAUGCCGAGAUUCUACAGGCCGCCUUGACCUCUGGCCAGCACCAGGGCACGGCAGCAAGCAUACGGAAUAGCAAUCCAAGUCUCCCUAGCGACCAAGGCACCCCGCGGGAAACCAAUGCCUUGUUUCGGCCUUCCGAGUCGAUUCGGACCCCCCAGGCAGAGACAGCCUUGUUUCUUCAAAAACCGUCCUCCUAUCCGCCCAACACCCAGUCUAUGGAGUUUGGAAUGCCGCCUCCAACCCCAUCCAUGCAUGAGUUUCAAGGGCAGAUGCCCAUGGCCAGCAUGCCCGCGCCUACUAGCCACAUCUCUGCCAUAGCGCACCCUAGCAGCGCAGCUCAGGAAUACUAUGGGACGAACCAGACGCAGCUUCACUCUCCGGAUGUUGCCAUGGCGCAGAGCCAGGCUUCAACAUCAUCCGACCAGGAACUACCACCCUACGACCUGCUCUAUGCCCUGGUCGACCUUUACUUCAAGCAUAUCAACACGUGGUGUCCUAUCCUUCACAGGAAGACAACACUGGACUCUUUGUUUGGGCCUUCAACCCUGGAAGAGAGCGAUCGCAUCCUACUCCAUGCCAUCGUGGCGACGACGCUGCGGUAUUCGACCGAUUCGAGACUGACCGAUGAGAGCAGGCAACACUAUCACUCCAUCUCCAAGCAAAGAGUCCUGCUAUACGGCAUGGAAAACUCUUCAGUCAAAGCCCUGCAAGCCUUGGUGAUUCUUGCCCUGGAUUUGGUUGGAGAUAGUAACGGCCCUCCCGGGUGGAACAUCAUGGCCUUGAUUACGAGGUCUGUUGUGCAACUCGGGUUGGCUGUGGAAAGCACGUCUUUCUCGGUCUCGCCCAGCUUCACCUCCAUCUAUACCCUCCGGGCCAUGAUUCUGCCAGAACCCAAGGACUUCAUUGAGGAGGAGUCAAGACGGCGCCUUUUCUGGAUGAUUUAUCUCCUGGAUCGGUACGCCACACUGGCCACUGCGUUCGAAUUCGCACUAGACGACAAGGAAAUCGACAGAACACUACCAUGUCGAGAUGACAUAUGGGUCAAAAACCAAAAGGUCGAGACACGGUGGUUCCGAACUCAUGAUAACCAGGAGGACAUGAAUCCAGAAUACGACAUCAACAAGCCGGAGAACCUAGGAGCAUUCUCCUACUACAUAGAGAUCCUAGCGAUAUUGUCCAAGAUCCACAAGUUCUUGAAGCAGCCUGUUGACAUCAGCGCUUUGAGCGACGUGGAGCAGUGGCAGAUGCGGUACAAGGAGCUUGACAAUAUGCUUACUUCAUGGAAGUUCGGUCUCCCCGGUGAAUACGGCAACAUGGCCAAGCUGUUCCAGCCCGGAAAUAAGAUGCUCAACUGCGGAUGGGUGAUGCUGCACGCCACCUAUCACACAGCCGUCAUACGGCUACACUCCUCGGCCGCGUAUCCCACCACUCGGUCACCAAUCUUUACGCCUUCAUACAGCGCUUCGCAGCGCUGUCAUGGCGCAGUCGAGAACAUUGCAGCGCUGGGCGAGUUCGUCGUCAACAAUGGGCUCUUGGCGAAGUUGGGCCCCCCCUUUGCCUUCACCCUCUGGGUGGCCUCGCGUUUACUGCUCGUCCACGGCUCCACCGUAGAGCACAAGCUGUCUCCACAGAUCCAAUUCUUCGUAGAGACGUUGCGAGAGAUGGGGCAUUACUGGCCGGUGGCAGCGCGCUACUGCAUUCUUCUGCAACGUGUCCUCGACGAGCACCGGGAUAGUGAGCGGCAAGGCGACGGUGUCACACCCAGUUCGGUCAAGAUACUGGCUGACAUGCGGCGCACAGCUUUUGACCUCGAUUUUCUGAUAUCUCGCCAGCCACGGGCAAACGGUAUCCCCAGCCAUAGUCGUCUACCAAGCGUUACACCGGCGAGGACGCCGGCACCAAAUGAGCUUGAAUAUCUGGACGUGUUUGAUUUCUUCAACGUACCGCGGUUGCCGGUAGGCAAUGAGAAUGUUGCCGGCAGUCGGCCCGCCAUGAAUAAUGCCAACGGGCAAAACGGAGCUUCGUCUGGGAUGGAAGGCAGUAGUGGAAGCGGCAGUUCCCACGCGCCAGCUAAGCAAGGCAAUGAGUUCAACAUCACAAACUUCACGGUCGAUGCUACUAGCGACUGGUUGUUUAAGCAGGAUGGUGCUACAUUUCUUUCUUAA
Molecule: messenger RNA, 2505 nt
Organism: Colletotrichum graminicola M1.001
Lineage: Eukaryota; Fungi; Ascomycota; Sordariomycetes; Glomerellales; Glomerellaceae
Product: fungal specific transcription factor domain-containing protein
Exons: 2
Coding region: 1-2505 (834 amino acids)
Biological process (GO): DNA-templated transcription
Cellular component (GO): nucleus
Molecular function (GO): DNA binding; zinc ion binding
Source: RefSeq, a predicted model, not a curated record